ACACUCUGCAUAUAAAGUGCCUUCCCCAGAGGGUCGCCGAGCGCUUCGCUGUGCCAACCCACCGGGGCUCAUCAACAGGGAGUGAACCUAGGAUAGUCAGCAUCAGAAGCACAGGUGUCUACCUUUGGCUCCAAAGGAAUAACUCUAAGCUUGCAGCAAUGGCAGGCUCUUAUCCUCUAAGCAGAUUGUUCAUUAGAAGUGGCUUGAACACCCUAAACCAGUAUAUUACAGAAGCAGAAACUCUGAUUUACAGAUGAGGAAACUAAGGCCAAGAUCGAGUGCUAUGGAAUCCCCUCCACAUCAUAUAGUUAUUAAACAAAACGUCAUGAUGUUUCCUGAGCAUACUGGACACAGGGACUGAUACAGCUACAAGAGUGGAAGAUGGAGUCUCUUCUGCCUCCUCCGUCACUGAGUGCAUCACCAGGUUCCACUCUCAAAAUGCCAUUACUUGAAAAACAGGAAAAUGGUGAGCAGGUGCUGGUGAAAAAUGAAACCUAUUUGCAAAUCUUGAAAAAUAAGGAUCAGAGAAAGAGACUUGUCCAUGAAAUCUGUUCCUUUUUAGACAGCAGUCAGUCUGUCCAAGAAAUUGAUGCUUUGAGGACAGAAAAUAGGAAGCUAAAAAAUGCGAACUCAAGGCUGCGUUAUAAAACUAAAGAUUGGGCAUUAAAGAAAGAAGAAUAUGAAAAUGAGAUUGAGAGGCUUUCUGGUGAGAUAUCUAAUUACUUAAAUGUCACCAAUUUCUGGUAUGAAGAGUCAGAGCUUUUGAAUGGCCCAGAUAAGAGAGCACCGAGGGAAUCGACCAAACAUGUGAGAGGUGCUGAGCACUCACAACUCCCAUGGACUUCAUUCAAUGUGCUGGGUGAUGAGCAUCACUGCAGCACUCAGACAGAGGGCGCUCUUGGAUCGGAGAAAAGGACUGUUGCAACUCAGACUGGUGAUGAUAGCUCAAGCUGCAUAGUUGAAGAGCCCUUGGCAAAGGAUGAGUCUGAAUGGUAGAAGAGCAAUUUCACUUUAAUAUGUCUGGCUGCCGGACAACAUGUUUGACAUUGUUUCACAUUUAACUCUUACUGAACAAAUUAUUCAAAUAUAUAUAUAUAUAU
Chelonia mydas (Green sea turtle) is the source of this 1100-nucleotide messenger RNA. RefSeq lists its product as uncharacterized. NCBI's taxonomy places the organism in Eukaryota, Metazoa, Chordata, Testudines, Cheloniidae. The coding region runs from base 382 to 996 and encodes 204 amino acids. The transcript is spliced from 17 exons. The record is from RefSeq and is a predicted model, not a curated record.